CGUCGGCCGGGGCUCGGCGGCGGCGCGCGGCGGGCCGGGCUGGGCGCUGUGCGCGCGCUGGGGCAGGAGGAUGCGCCGCGCGGAUUUGCCAGUUCCUUUAUGCCAAUGGGAAUCGUGUCCUGGCUCCUUGUCAGUGCUUUAAGAGAAGCCGAUGCUCUGAACAGAGGUUGUGGGGUGGUGCAGCCACACAAGGACCUGCUACAUGGAAGGGAGAGCCUGUGGAUUGACUCUGACCAGCCACACAGAAAUGGGACGUCCUUGAGCAUCCCUUAAGCGUUUCUGGGCGCGGAAGUCCAGGCAGCCUGGAGCUGGCUUGCUCAUCACCUGGCUCAGCUCCUCACUGUUGCAUCCUGAAACUCUGGGGGAGCUUGAGCUCUUUUCUUGGAGGUUCUUGAAAGAAAAAGGGCAAAGUGCUACAAACCACAACAGCUUCCACUCUAAAAAUACCAUAAAAGGCUGUGUCCUUAGAAGCUGGGCAUAGGAGCAGUUCCCACCCACAUUACAGCAGCAUGAGUCACCAGGCUAUUGCAACUGCUUUCCAUGUGGAUGCCCGGCUAAAGAUGCACCGAGGAACAGAGGGAGGGAGGAACGGGAACUGCUCUGUAGUGCUGUGGAAGCGGUGAAGAGUUACAAAGAAGAGGAUGACAUGCAGGCACACGUGAAACUUGACCUUUGCUUUCCUUUUGUCAGGUUUUUGGUUGAUUGUUUGGGGUUUCUUUGUUUGUUUUUUGGAACUUGCAGCAAAUGCUGUUUGCUGAUGAUUUGAGCCUAAGGCAUUUGCAGCCAAGAGUCUUCUGAAUACGCAGAAACCCCAGUUUGCUUUUAGGAAUCACAGUAAUUGCCACAUUAAUAAUAUGAAGCUGGAAAACCCCUCUGACGUGGAAGUACGUUUUAUUUACUCUCUUUAAGCAAAGUUUUUCUCUCUCUAUCCUCCUCGUUUUCAUCUUCUCUCUCAUACCUGGAGCAGAAAUGGGCUGUGUGUUCUUGUGACAGAUGGUAUAAAAGCACAUCUGCCUUGCGCUGCUUGCUGCUCUUACCCUGCUUUUUAUCCAACAAGCAGGUAUUAGGGAGUAAAUUAGGGUUUGUUUAGGUUCCUUUCCUGAGACUCCACCCACCUGCCCAGGCCCCAGCAAGGCUACGGUUAUUGUUUUCCCUUUUCCUUCCCUUCUACUUGACGUCUUGGCUAUCGGGCUUUACCGGAAUAACUUUGUCAGUGAGAAAUUCUAUAAAAAGCUUCCUUUAUUUAGACACCGACCCAGUAAUGACAUCAUGUGGACACGUCUUCCAAGUUCCACCAGGCUGAGCGGACGGAGGGAGGCGGUGGCUGUGAAGCUGAGCCCUGCCUCUUUCCCAGUACACCCCUGUGGUUCUGCUCAGUGGAUGUCCUUCGAAAUUACUCCAGACCCCCCAGCACACUUCUGCAUCUCCUUUAGGAAACUUUUUGGUGGUAUAAUAUGGUGUGGUGGUCUGGUUGUCUUCCUGCUCAUCCCUUUCAGCUUCUGAUAUGAAGAAGGAUAUAGAGUCUUUAAUAGCCCAGGAAAAAGCAGAGAUCGUUGCCAAGUAUGAGAAGGGCAGACAGGAAGGAGCUCCGAUUGACCACUGGGAAGAUGCCGAUUUCGCCCUGUAUAAAGUUACAGACCGGUUUGGAUUCCUGCAUGAGCAGGAGCUGCCAACCCGCACCGCCUUGGAGGAGAAGCAAAAACAGCAGGAAAUUGAACGUGUGGACAAGUGGCUUAAGAUGCUGAAGAAAUGGGGCAAAUAUAGAAACAGUGACAAGAUGUGCCGGCGAGUGUACAAAGGGAUCCCACUCCAAGUGAGAGGCCAGGUCUGGUCACUUCUGCUGGAUGUCGAGAAGAUGAAGAAGGAGAACGAAGGAAAAUAUGAGCAAAUGAAAGAACAAGCAAAGUGCUUUUCAUCGGAAAUCAAGCAGAUAGAUUUGGAUGUUAACCGCACCUUCCGAAACCACAUCAUGUUUCGGGAUCGCUACGGAGUGAAGCAACAGGCACUCUUCCACGUCUUGUCAGCAUACUCUGUUUAUAACACCGAAGUAAGCUACUGCCAAGGGAUGAGCCAGAUUGCAGCCAUCCUCCUGAUGUACUUAAAUGAAGAGGAUGCAUUUUGGGCACUGGCACAGCUGCUGACCAAUCAGCGACACGCCAUGCACGGUUUUUUCAUUCCUGGGUUCCCGAAGCUGCAGAGGUUUCAAGCUCACCACGAACAGAUUUUAAGCAAACUGUUUCCCAAACUGAAGAAGCACAUGGACAAGGAGCAGAUGACUACAGGGAUUUAUACAACCAAGUGGUUCCUGCAGUGUUUCAUUGACCGGACGCCCUUCACCCUCACCUUGCGGCUGUGGGAUAUCUACAUCCUGGAAGGGGAGCGUGUGCUGACAGCCAUGGCUUACACCAUCCUCAAACUGCACAAAAAGCGCUUGCUGAAGAUGACACUGGAAGAUUUACGUGAGUUUCUGCAGGAGAAAAUUGCUGCUUCCCUGCAGUAUGAGGAUGAUGCAGUCAUCGAGCAACUGCAGGUGUCAAUGACUGAACUGCGGAAGAUGAAAUUUGACCUCCCACCACCAGCAAAGCCUGAAGAGUUUCCAAGGAAACCCCUGGGGCUGGAACUCUCUCUCAAUCCAGUAGCUGUAAAGGACAACCCAGCAGCCAACAGCCAGAAUGGCCGGGUGGGCGAGCACACCCCGGACAGGGAGCCCCAUCCCCACAGAGUUCCUGGGGGACCAGGAGAAAUGACAGUGGUGGAAGAGAGGAUUCCCACUCUCCAGGGCAGUGAAGCAGCUGAAGCAACAAACCUGCCUCCUCCUGGUGGGAGGCCACUGGAAGAGCAGAGCCGGGUGGAGCCCAUCGUGGACGGGCAGCCAUCAUCUCUUCUGAAGGCAAGCGAGACACAGGUUCAUCAUCACCUCCUGCCCACAGCCCUGCCUCCAGAGGAGCCUCUUCUUGCUCCUGGCUGUGCCAUGAUGGACCAUGGAUUCCCCCUCCAUGCCCCAGCUGAGCACAGCUCCUUAGACUCCUCUCUCCAAAACAGGCCAACUCCUUCCGACUCAAGCACUGCUGAGCUUUCCACUACGGACGAUGCAGAAUGGCAGCCAAAUCCUGCUGCCCUGCCGGCAGGAGAACAAGCAUCUUCCCUGUGUGAAGAUGCAGCGCUUGAAGCACCCCCACAUCCCCUGCUGGGCAGCUGCCGGCGUCUCUCUUGCACGUCACAGCACGACGGCUCUCCCGAGAGUGGGCUCAGGGAGGCAGCAGACCAGGAGCACUGCAGAGCGGUGCUGCCGGGCAAAAUGGACUUGAAGCGCUCGGCAUCCAAAGCUGCAUCCACAGGAGAGCUCACCAGCCUGCAGAAUGGGCUGGGGAGCGCCGCUGACACUGUGCACUGGCCCAAGGACAGGGUGGCGGGAGGCAGCGUGCCCAUCCUAUCCAGCAGCGAGCCAGAGGGAGCAGGGCUGGGUGAGGGCUGCCCCUUCCAGCGGGCAUCAUCCCCUGUGGCGGAGGGGAACAGCCCCUACAUCGUUAUCAAAACCGUCACUCCCCUCCACCUGGCCCACGCGACAGAGCAGGAUUUCUUGAACAGAAAGCAGGUGGCGUUGCCUCUGUUGGAGACUGGACACCCCCUGCCUGCCACCUCCUCGCCACCAACUCUUACGCCGGACCCGGAGGAGGUGGAUGUCCAGAAGGGCCUUCAGAAACCAUUAAAUGCACUGAAAUCCCCACGACCCCCUCUGAGCCCCAAACCAAAAUUACCGCCACAGGUUGCCAAAUCCCGCUCAGAGAACAGUUUCCUUUCAGGCUCUCCUCCCCUGGAAAAGCUGCCCAAAUCAGUGACGUUUUAGUGGAGGUGGGAGAGGCAAAGGAGAGGAAGCGGGUUCUGGAGCAACACCCCUGCCCCAUUUACAGGAUCCCCAUCCUUCAGCAGGGCUGUGUCGGGGUGACAGCACAGCAGCCGUCGCAUGUCAAGCUGUGCUUUGGUACGUGUGCCCAGCGAGGAGACGAAGCAGGGGCCACCAGCAACAGGAGACACCAACAAAUUGGAUUUGCAUCUUUCCUAUGGACAAAUUGGAAAGUGAUUUCGUUUUUGUUCCUCAAAGCUCCCCGAGCUGCAUCGCUUGGGGGAAGAGGCAGGGCUGGUGAAGGUGUUGCGUGUUUUCUUCUGCUCCUGCCUGCCAUGGGUACCCAUGGCCAAGGAAGCAGGCACAAGGCAUAGGAGUCCGAGAUGCUUUCUUUAAAAUGCCCCAGCAUUGGCACAGCCACAGCAUUGGUUUCAAAGAGCCUAUGUAGCAAUAGAUCUUUAUUUCAUUUCCCAGACCUGUGGUUGUAGGCAGCAGGAUUUCCAGGCAGGGCCGUGGCAUCCUGGCCUGCUGCUCCCUCUAUGCAAUUCCACAAAGCGGUGCCCAGCUGUACUCGGCUCCUGCCACGGUGGUGGAGGUGUCCCAGAGAAGAGGUUUUACAGCUGACAAGUCCCUUAAGGGUCUGCUUGGUGUUACCCUGGUGGAGGACCACUCGCAAGGUGGUUCUUUCCCAAGUUCUCAAGGUGACAAGGACAGUGAUGAAGGUUGAGCCUGGUCUCUUGAGCGGAGGGGCCUGUCUGCUGGCCUUUCCCUCGCAGGUCCAGCAUGGCGAGCAGGCUCGCCGCCUUUUUGUUGGCCAAACAGAAAAAGGGACUGCUGGCUUGGGAGGCCUGCUGCCAUGAGCAAGCUGCUGGAGGUGCAGUGGCAUCUACUCACAGUGCCCAAGCUGAAGUCUGGUUUUACUUUUAGCGGGUUAAGUGUCAGGGUGGAAAGGGCAUAGGAGUUGGGGAAAGGAAGCACGUUGCCCAGGGCCUGAUCUCAGCUCUUCUUGUUUAGAUCACACAGAAAUUAACCACCAAGGAAGGAAACCUGGGCAUGAUGGGUGCCCACAUGCCUGCUUGCCCUUCAUGCACCAAGUCUUGGUGGCCUGUCCAUCUUCUCCCCAUCCCAGAGUGUUGCUGCUGCACAGCCCAAGCCAUUGGUUGGAGGUGUACAGGGACCUUGGGACACGCACUCCACAGAAAGAGGUGGUCCAAAAUCCUGUUCCAGCAUCUGCUUCCCCCCUAGAGGUGAAGGGCCUUCAUCAGGAAGGUAGAUCAUUGGAGGAAGCAGGAAAUAAACCAGUCUAGAUGUGCUUUUUGACCUUACGGUUCAGAAGGGGUGGCUGCAGGUGGGAUUCCCACCCCUUCAGUGGAGCCUCUGAGCAAAAGCUUCUUUAAGUUUCUAAGGAGACUUAAAAAACUAAUUUUUUUGUCUCAGAGGCUGCUUCAAUAGCAUAACCUGACCUGAAGCCUAUGUGAAAGCCCAGCACAAAACUUCCACUAAAUUACUUUCUGGGAUCCAAGAGUUGGACUCGAUGAUCCUGAUGGGUCCCUUCCAACUCAUCAUAUUCUAUGAUUCGAUGAUUUAUCAGGGUUUAUUUUGCCUUGUGUACGUGUGGUUGGUUGUGUUUGUAGCAGGAAGAGUGUCAAAGGGAGCACCCGAUCUUUGUUUGGAUGUAGCCAGCCAGACUACAGCACUCUCAGCUUCUGUUGCUCUGUCCAAGGCCCCAUCUUCUGCUGAGAUUCUAGCCUUGGCUGUCCUCUCCCUCUGCAAAGCAGGGAUAACCCUAUUAGCUACCUCACAGGGGUGUUGUGAGGAGUCAAGUGUUGCUGUUUGAGGAAAAGUGCUCUAUGAAUGUUCAGUAUUUGUGUUUUGAGACACCACUGGUCCUUUCUAGGACAAUGGUGCUUGAGUUGUUUUUAAUUUAGAGUAUGUUUUCCCAUAACUCUGCAUACUUAAACCUAUUUAUGUGUUAAAAUACCUGAGCAGUAUUUGAGGACAGAUAUCCAUUGCCUUUUGUUGGUAGCCCACUGGCCAUUGGAGCUGACUGUGAAGCAACGAGAAGCAUCUGAGGGCUGUUGGUCACAUCUUGGCUUGGCUUCUGUAGCCUGGGGCUCUGUCCUCUCCUUGAAGCCCAUAUAGGACUCCUGCUAAUGCAUCUGAGCAUUUGGCUCACGGGUGCAGGAGCUGACACCUCUUUCCCCUCAUUUUGACCUGUUUUCCCUCAUUUCAGACACACAGCCUUGGCACAUCAUGUUGCUUGUGCACCCGUGCUCCUCACCCAGCAUAUGUCUGGGAUGUUUUGCAGUAUUAACAUGUAAGAAGGUGGUUUGCUCUAAUUUUGGAGAGCUGUCAAAUGCACAGUACUCAUUGCAUAGCGUUUGGUGCAUGAUGUUCAACAUAAAUUUUGAGGGGGUGGUUCCUCCCCUUCAAACCCUAAUAGGAAUGAGCAGCAAAGUUCUCAGUCACCUCCAUGCCUGGGGGAAGCCACCAGCUGGUUUCAGUGACCUUUGGACCAGGCACACAAAGGCUCCUCCUUUCCACCAAUGUGCUUCUUGCUGGGAAGGUCUCUGAGCUCCUGACCGUGCCACCUAAGAAGUUCUUCUCCAGCCUGCAGGCACUGAAAGCUGGUAGGUUUGGGAAGAGGCCCUUUGCCACAGCUGGCUGGGAGCCAGCAGCGCGCAGUGCUUUCCUUCAGCACAUCAAAGCAUGAUCUACAAGGAGAUGACGAAUCCUGCCUCCUCUUGUCUGCAGACCUGCCUCCUGCUGCAGACAGAAGUGCUGCCAUGGCAGGUCUGUGGCAGCCAGGAUGGGCAGGACACGGCCCAGCCUCUGUUUUUUUCACUGGGAAUAGGAAAGGAAGGAUGAGGGUGGCAGCUCAGCAGGACAAAUUAACUGGCCUAAGCCACUUGCCCCCUGCCCAGCCUUCUUACAACAGUGUCAGCCCCUUGGCAAAAGGCACUCUUACUGUGAGCAAACUUGGGAAAGCAGCUCCCCUCGUCUUUGCCCUCAAGCCCUGAGACAACUCUUGCCUUGCUGUCUUCCAUGUCAAUGUCAAGACCAGUGUUGUGGGUUUGGGGUUUUUUGGGGGGUUGGUUUGUUUUUGUUGUUUGUUAUUGAGCACUUUGAGUGGCUGCAGCAUCGGUGGGCAGCAGGAACCAUGGAGUCGAGUUCCAGUAUGGGACUGUGGUUGAGGUCAGGGUUUCUCAGCUGUGCACUUUGAGAGCCUGGCUACCAUCUGCUUUUCUUUUUAAUUGCUAUUCUUGUUUACAGUGUGGAACGCUUCCUCCGUGACUCUUUCUAAUGUAUUAUAAUUAUUACUUAAAAGAAAAAACA
Messenger RNA from Myiozetetes cayanensis, 7180 nucleotides. Its product is annotated as USP6 N-terminal-like protein. NCBI's taxonomy places the organism in Eukaryota, Metazoa, Chordata, Aves, Passeriformes, Tyrannidae. The transcript has 16 exons. The record is from RefSeq and is a predicted model, not a curated record. Bases 1505 to 3847 code for a protein of 780 amino acids.